This is a messenger RNA of Neolamprologus brichardi, 3564 nucleotides long. NCBI's taxonomy places the organism in Eukaryota, Metazoa, Chordata, Actinopteri, Cichliformes, Cichlidae. The record is from RefSeq and is a predicted model, not a curated record.
AUGGCAGCUCCACCUUUCUCCGAGAUUUUUGUCUUCACUGAUGCUCCAGCUAAAGACGCCUAUCUUAAAAACACCAUUAUUGCUCUUAUAGAGAGCACCAAAUCUCAGGGUGUGGCUUCACGUGUAAUGAGUCGAUCCGCUGUCCAGUUAUACCAAGACCUAGCUGAAGCUUCUGGAGGUCAGGCCAUUCAGGUCACUAAGUCAGAACUCUCUCUGGCUACCAGUGUUAUAGUAGACUCAUCAGCCAGUGCUGUGGUGACAGUUUUUCAGGCAGCAAGGAAUCCUGGAAGGCCUGACAAUUUUACUUUUACUGUUGAUGGUUCAUUAAAUAAUGUAACAGCUUACAUCACAGGAGACUCACCUCUCACCUUCAGCCUCACCAGCCCAACAGGUCAAAGUUCAGUGAACUUCAUUUAUAACCUUGUUGAAGAGUCUGUCGGAGCCCAUGGGGACUUUAGUCUUAAGGAAGGACAUCCUCUCUCAGAUGGUAAUACCAGCAUCUUGAUCACUAUGACAGCAAGUGACACAGUAAAGGUCACUGAGUUGUCACUUGACAACUCGGGUUCCACAGAGGUCAAAGGAUCGUUGCAAUGGGAGUUAAUCGCUAAUUUCACUGAUGGCAUCAAUGGAACUGGCAUUGAUAGGGUCACCAUUCGCCAAGGGAAUGGUACUCUGAAUAUCACCACAGCAAUUGGGGCAGGGGGUGACAAUAUUACAGUGGUUACCUACACUGCCUCCUGCUGGUCACACAUAGUGGAGCUGACUGCUUUAGAUGGUGUAGGAAAUGUGGGGACAUUUGUGCAGCAGGCUAGAUUGCUUGACACUGUCACUAAACCACCUCCUGUUACUAGUUCUGUAGUUAAGACAACAUCCACUGGAGAUACAACACUGUCCAUCAUGGCUGUCAAACACACAGUCAUGCUCCUGGUUGCAGUUUGUCUCUACCUACCAGGUCUAACCCAUGGAUUUCAACCAUCCUUCUCUGUUGAUGAAACUCAUCGUAACAUCACCAGAAAGGCAGUUCUCAGAAAGACAGCUGAGGUUUGCCGAGACCUUGCCGCCGUUGAUGGAAGAGACUUCAACUUGAAAAUUGAUGACAACUUGUCAGUUCAGGAGGUGCAAAAGGCCUGUUUCUCCUCAUCUACCUCCACUGCUCCGCUCUCUACUGACAUUUUCCAAACUGCCCUUAAUGAGAUCUACGGUAGCAAUGAAAAAGUGUAUUUCUCAUUGGACAACUUACCAGAGUACCAUUUUCACAGUGAGACCUUCUUGAGAGGACGGGACAUCAUCACAAGAGAUAUGUCUGCCGUGAAGGCUAGUGUGAAGUCGGAGAAUUUUGUUGCUGCAAGAGAGGUACUUGGACAGAUUUGUCACAUAAUUCAGGACUUUUACAGCCACAGUAACUGGGUGGAGUUGGGGAAAACCACUCCUUACUCCGCUCUGAUCAGACCAGAUCAACCACUGCAGAACCUAGCAGAUCCAUCUACUCCAACUUGUAAGAGCUGUACAGGAGAUGCCUGUGCUGAUAACAUUUUGCCUGAAGUGCUGACACAGGGGCUCCUGACCUCAGGCUACUUUAGCACAUUCUCUACUUUAAAGCCUACUGGUAAAUGUAGCCAUGGUGGUCUACGUGACAAGACAAGAAAAAGGGACCCAGUUGGGGGCAUCAAUAAGGAUUCUUCAACAUCAGAUCAUGGCACGUUGCACAAAAAAGCAGCUAAUCUGGCAGUGGAUGCUACUAUGGAGCUGCUGGAGGACAUCAGACUAGCUGCUGGAGACAGGAACUUCCUGCGGUUGAUGGGCUUCUCCCAGUCCUAUGCGCUGUGUUUUGUCAUUGACACCACAGGCAGUAUGGCUAAUGACAUCAAUGCAGCAAAACAAGUUGCCUUUAACAUAAUUGACAGUAACGCAGGAACGCUACAGGAACCCUCUCAGUACAUACUGGUACCUUUCAAUGACCCAGAAUUUGGACCUGUGAUAAAGACAACUGACAAAAACUACUUCAAAAAGGAAAUCAAUAAGCUCACUGCAUUCGGAGGAGGGGAUGAACCAGAGAUGAGCAUGUCUGGACUGCGACUUGCGCUGACAUCAGCUCCACCUUCCUCUAAAAUCUAUGUCUUCACUGAUGCUUCAGCCAAAGAUUCCCAUCUAAAAAGCACCAACAUUGCCCUUAUAGAGAGAACCAAGACUGAGGUGUCUUUCCUGUUGACAAACAUUUUUUUCAGUCGGCGGCGCCGCAGUAUUGAUGGUCAAAAUUUUUCACCUCGUGCAGUGAGGCUAUCAAAUGUCCAGCUAUACAGAGACCUGGCCCAAGCUUCUGGAGGUCAGGCUAUUGUAGUCAGGAAGUCAGAUCUUUCCUUGGCCACUACUGUUAUAAAAGAUUCAUCAGCUGGUGCUGUGGUGACAGUUUUCCAGGUAGUAAUGGAUCCGGGGCGACCUGAUAAUUUUAAUUUUACUGUUGAUUCAUCAGUAAGCAACGUCAUCAUUUACAUCACCGGAGUUUCAUCUCUCACCUUCACACUCACCAGCUCAGCAGGAGUGUCUCAGGAGUCAAGUCAGACUAGUGGUCCUCUGGCAUCCUUAACAACAGUGGGAAACCUACGCAGAAUAAGACUCAAUGCUGGAAAUCAAACGGGUUUUUGGCAAAUCCACAUCAACUCUAACAGUCCCUACUCUAUUAAAGUCACAGGUCAAAGUUCAGUGAACUUCAUCUAUAGCAUUGUGGAAUUACAAAAGGAAGGUGGCAUCAGACCCAAGGAAGGCCGUCCUGCUACAGGUGGUAAUGUCACUCUCCUGGUCACUGUGACAGGAAGUGAUACAGUAACAGUCACAAAGGUCACGCUCUUCGACAGUUCAGGGCCAAAGAAGUUGAUUGGAUCAAUACAGUCAUUAGAAAACAGCAACUUUCUGGUAACAUUCAGUGAAGUCCCAGCAGGAGACUAUGUAGUUCGACUGCAAGGUGAGGACACCAGCACCACAUCCCGGUCUACCUCAGAUACCUUCCAGAGACAAGCCUCCACCCGGAUCACAACAGCUAGUCUCUCUGUUGCUGCACAAGCUGACAGUAUCAACAUAGAGCCAGGCACUAGCAUCACCAUUCCAUUUACAGUGUCUUCAGAUGUAACUGGGACAUUCACAGUGCAAGUCAGCAAUGAUCGCAGCUUUGGCUUCACCUCACCUGGAAAUGUCAAUAUUGGUCCAAGCGAUGGAGGCAAAGCCAAUGGGACAGUAACCUUAAGUGUUCCAGCCAGCACUAAAUCAGGAACAGACGUGACCCUCACCAUUCAGGCACAAAACGCUGCUGCCACUGACAUCAACUAUGCUGUCCUCCGAUUUUCUGUGGCUGCCAAGGGAGCAGAGUGUGGGGAAGAGGGAGAUGACUUAUGCAUCACUGGAGGUCAGGUCACUGAGGCAGUUAAACAAUUCCUUGGUGGCACGGCCCCUGGGGUGGAUGAGGUUCGCUCUGAGUUCCUCAAGGCUCUGGAUGUUGUGUGCUCCAACUAUAAGGAGAUCACACUCCUCAGCCUCCCCAUCAAAGUCUAUGUCAGGGUGCUGGAAAGGUGA